Messenger RNA from Durotheca rogersii, 2524 nucleotides. RefSeq names its product para-hydroxybenzoate-polyprenyltransferase. Gene Ontology annotation, molecular function: 4-hydroxybenzoate polyprenyltransferase activity. Gene Ontology annotation, biological process: ubiquinone biosynthetic process. The coding region runs from base 634 to 1977 and encodes 447 amino acids. NCBI's taxonomy places the organism in Eukaryota, Fungi, Ascomycota, Sordariomycetes, Xylariales, Xylariaceae. Gene Ontology annotation, cellular component: mitochondrial inner membrane. The record is from RefSeq and is a predicted model, not a curated record. The transcript has 2 exons.
UUGAUCAAUUGAAGGUGUAAAAACUAAACUGCUAAAAGGGCUUAAAUGCAGCGUUUUACAAACAGUUAGCUGUUGCGUGUUUUUCUUCAAUUCCACCAAUCACAGGGCUCCUUUCUUGAUGCCUGAUUGCUCAGGUGCCGCAAUGUAAAAUGUGUAUUUACCUCUUACCCGCUAUUGGAAGCGUACCUAGGUACCCACCUACUAAGCAGCUACAAGAUCUCUGCGAAAUGCUUCCACUCAGUGCGUUGUGAGCGUCUGUUUUUAGAGGAAAAUAGUAUCUAGAGAGCGAGUGAAUAUGGCUGGGAGGCAGUGGGGAGGAAUAUUCUCAUAGACUCAUAGAAAGAGAGUGUGUGUGUGAGAGAGACAGGUACGUGUUUCCCCUAUCUUAGGUGUCCAUCUGUCCAUCUAUCUACAUCGGCAUUUGCGUGUAAAAACCAACGCUCGUAGUGGUGAGACCAGAACUCGCCCUCUACUCCGGCGAUGGCUGGGCCGCAUAUCUGAUCCCGCCGUUCGAAAAGCCUCGAGUGCGGUUUACUAAGGGUCGCUUGAUUUACACUCAUCUCAUCAUCCCUAUCCUCCUCUCCUCUCUCUCUCUCGGACACCCCUAGAAAUACACAGGUCUCAGCGCUGGACAUGACGCAUCAGCCCAUCGUGUCCAGGGGCGCUGGCCGCCUGCUGCUAUCCCGCAGCCGGCUGGCGUCUUCGGGCCUGUUUCCGUGGGGGUUGCCUCUAUCACCACCGCCCCGCAACAGCCUCUCGAGACUCAGCUCGUCGGCGUCAAACUGCGCCUGGGGGAGAAGAAAGAGUCCGCUCCCAGCCGCAGCAACGCCGGCGGUUGCCCUCGGCUUCCUCAGACCCAAACACGUAAUCCCCCUAUCGUCGCCGUCGUCUGGCUCGAGGAACCAGCGCGCUGCCCACACGAUCGGCCCGCCCUCGUCCUCGCCCCAGACCGCGCCGACGACCGCGGCGUCGUACUCGCCGCCCACGUCGGGCCUGCUCGCGCGGCUGCCCGCGUCGUGGGUGCCGUACGCGGAGCUGAUCCGGAUCGACAAGCCCGCGGGCACGUACUACCUAUACUUCCCGUGCCUGUUCUCGACGCUGCUCGCGGCGCCGCUGACGCUCUCGUCGGCCGACCCCGCGGGCCCGCUCGCCGUCACCGGAACCGCCGCGCUCUUCCUCGCCGGCGCCAUCGUCAUGCGCGGCGCUGGCUGCUCCAUCAACGACUUGUGGGAUCGCAACCUGGACCCCCACGUCGCGCGCACGCGCCACCGCCCCCUCGCCCGCGGCGCCCUCUCGCCCCCGCACGCCCUCGCCUACGUCGCCGCCCAGCUCCUCGCCGGCCUCGCCGUCCUCCUCCAGCUGCCCCAGCCCGCCUGCUUCUACUACGCCACGCCGAGCCUCCUGCUCGUCGCCGCCUACCCUCUCGCCAAGCGCGUCACCUACUACCCCCAGUUCGUCCUUGGCCUCACCUUCUCCUGGGGCGCCGUCAUGGGCUUCCCCGCUCUAGGCAUCGACUUGCUCGCCGAGGGAAACACCGGCCCGUUCGCCGCCGCCGCUCUUCUCUACACCAGCAACGUCGCCUGGACCAUCCUCUACGACAUGAUCUACGCCCACAUGGACAUCCGCGACGACGCCAAGGCCGGCAUCAAGAGCAUCGCCCUCAAGCACGACCCGGACACCAAGAAGAUCCUCACCGCUGCUGCUGCCGUCCAGAUCGGUCUGCUCGCUGCUGCCGGCACCGCCACGGGGGCUGGGCCCGCCUUCUUCAUCGGGAGCUGCGGCGGCGCCGCCCUGACUCUCGGUUACAUGAUCAGGAAGGUCGACCUCAAGAGCGUCCAGGACUGCUGGUGGUGGUUUGCCAACGGGAGCUGGAUCACCGGCGGCGUUAUCAGCCUCGGUCUCGGGGCAGACUAUCUGCUCAAGUACUUCGGAGAGGACCCGGCACGAAUCGAGGCAGGCGAGAAGGAAGCCGAAUAGGAUGCCUCAGUAUUCUUGGAUGUACCACCACAUGUUGCACAUUACCCAUGUAUAAUUGGAUUUAGACCAAUUUAGACCACCGUUACAUAGAAAAGCGGACGACUUCAAUAAUUACCACAAACAUGGAUCGGGUUCACAACCGUGGUAGCCAAGUGCUUACCAGGUCACCAUAAUCCUUUCGGAUGAGAAACAGUGUGUGCUCUGGCGACAAACCGACCUCUAUUCUUGGAUCGCGUCCACCUAUGAAAAGUGUAUCAAGGCCCUGACCUCAUGAUGCCGAUGAAACAAAGCAAGCCGUAUCGACUCCGCAUGCCCAAAUGAUGUUCUCUUCGUCACGCGUAUUCCUUUUUUUAAUACCGUUUCGCCCCCGAAACCGAGCCGCCCCCGUCUACGACCUCGGCUUCUCCUUCUUCUCCUUCCACAGGGCCAGCAGACCGACACCCGAGACCUUGACGACCUUGAAUCGCACACCGGGAAUAUCACCCUUGGCCUUGCCCUUGCGACCGAAACCAGCCAGGAGGACCUCGUCGUUCUCGUCUACGAAGUU